Molecule: messenger RNA, 375 nt
Organism: Peronospora belbahrii
Lineage: Eukaryota; Oomycota; Peronosporomycetes; Peronosporales; Peronosporaceae
Source: the annotation of a GenBank genome assembly
AUGGUAGCUAGACAGCGAAAGAGUCGGACUACGGCAAAUAGCAAGCGCGACAAAGAGCAGAAUGUAGCACUUGAGACAGCAGAUGUACUUACGAGGAAGAAAGCUAGAGUGGCAUUACAAGACGUCGAGGAGCUGAGCCCUGAGCCGAUAGCUCAGCAUGUCGCUCGCUUGGAAUUAAAGGUGCAAGAGUUGGGAGAAGAGAACGCGCGACUGAAGGAGCAAAUGGAGAAGCUGGAGAAGAAACAGCGUGAUGACAAGACCGUUGAACCCAAGUGCAAGUCGAAUCUAAAGCGCAAACGAACAGCAAAGGUCAAAUCAAGAGAGAAAGUGGUGACAGUGAGGGCUUUACCAAAGAGGAAAGGGUCAAAGAUUUAG